Penicillium expansum is the source of this 921-nucleotide messenger RNA. Its product is annotated as urease accessory protein UreF. Gene Ontology annotation, molecular function: nickel cation binding. The coding region runs from base 1 to 921 and encodes 306 amino acids. The transcript is spliced from 2 exons. The record is from RefSeq and is a predicted model, not a curated record. NCBI's taxonomy places the organism in Eukaryota, Fungi, Ascomycota, Eurotiomycetes, Eurotiales, Aspergillaceae.
AUGAUCCUCAAAGACACCCAAGAACUCCAAGCUGAGGUCACUCUCCUGGAGUCGCAACUCCAAGAUGCCCGCGCUCAACUAGCAGCCUCCGAAUACCCCAGCCCACCCUCCUCAUGGGCCGUCAAAGAACGAUAUAAUACCAAUAAUAAUAAACUCACGACCUCAACCCGCACAUCUCUUCACGCCCUCCUCCUCCUCUCAGACUCCGCCCUCCCACUAGGAUCGUUCGCCUACUCUAGCGGACUUGAAUCCUACCUCGCCCACAACAAACCCUCCCGCACAGCCCCGAUAACCUCCUUCCACCGCUUCCUCAAACUCUCCAUCGCCUCAAUCGCAAGCACAUCCCUUCCCUACGUGUUAGCCGGACAUCGACACCCCUCAACCCUGGACACACUAGACAACGACCUGGACGCAUCAACGCCGUGUAUCGUCGCACAGCGCGCAAGCAUUGCGCAAGGCCGCGCGCUCAUCGGCGUCUGGGAGCGCGCAUUUAGAGUCAGCUUUGCGGGGCCCGAGAACCCAGCUUCGGGGGAAACUGCGGCCGCCGUCACUGCUAUUGAUGAUUUAUCCGAUGCGUUGAAGUCUUGUCUCGAGGAGGACGAGGAUCUCGGUCCCAAGGGCCACUUUGCCCCGCUGUGGGGUGUGGUCUGUCGGGCUAUGGGCCUGGACUUGCAGCAGACGGCGUAUGUCUUUGUUAUGAAUCAUGCUAAGGCUGUGCUUAGUGCGGCUGUUAGAGCGGGUGUCAUGGGCCCUUACCAGGCGCAGAAUGUGUUAGCUAGUCAGGCGUUGCAGGAUACGAUGAUGAAGCGCAUUGCGCGGGAAUGGAAUACGCCUGUUGAACAGGCUGGUCAGGUUGUCCCUGCGCUGGAUCUUUGGGUUGGGAGGCAUGAGUUGUUGUAUAGUCGAAUCUUUAACUCAUGA